AAUGGCUUCUCCGAUAUGACCAGCCUCACGCGGCUGGAUGAGAAGACAGUGCUCAACAACCUGGAGAAACGCUUCAAGCGCGAUAUCACAUAUACAUACAUCGGCAGUGUGCUAGUGUCUAUCAACCCAUUCCAGGCCAUUGACGGCCUCUACGACAACAAGGCACGCUUUCACGAGAAGAGUCUGGGCGAUCAAGCCCCGCAUGUGUACGCAAUUGCCGAGAAGGCGUACGCGUCUAUGCUAACCAGCGCACAGAACCAGUCGUUUGUGAUCAGCGGCGAGAGUGGGGCGGGAAAAACGGAGACCAUGAAGCAGAUCCUGAACUACCUGUCUGAAGCUUCAACACGUGCACAUGAGGGUGUAGAAG
Messenger RNA from Sphaeroforma arctica JP610, 367 nucleotides. RefSeq lists its product as hypothetical. Gene Ontology annotation, biological process: actin filament organization; vesicle transport along actin filament. The annotation marks the transcript as partial. Gene Ontology annotation, cellular component: myosin complex; actin cytoskeleton; cytoplasm. Gene Ontology annotation, molecular function: microfilament motor activity; ATP binding; actin filament binding. The record is from RefSeq and is a predicted model, not a curated record. NCBI's taxonomy places the organism in Eukaryota, Ichthyosporea, Ichthyophonida. The transcript is spliced from 2 exons.